AUGUUUGAGGAAAAGGUAAUUGGCUUCAAGAGCUCAACUGGGUCAAUCCCACUGGUUGGUGCCUCAAUUGUGGUUGACCAGUCAGAUUACCCGGGGGUUAUACGUGCCGCAAGAGACCUGGCCCAGGACUUUGCGCAUUACCAGAAAGUUCAGACCAAAAAUACUAUACUAAUUGGCAGCAUUGGCUCAAGUAGCCUCAUCAAGAAUUUGUCGCAGCAGGGCAGACUCGACACCCAGGCGGUCAGUGGAAAAUGGGAGUCUUUCGGCACAUCCAUUCUCGACCAGCCUUUCGGAGCAUGUGAGAAAGCUCUGGUAAUCUCAGGCAGUGAUAAACGAGGUACCAUUUUUGGUAUAUAUACCCUCUCUGAGCAAAUUGGUGUCUCGCCGUGGUAUUGGUGGGCGGAUGUGCCACCGAAAACCCAUCAAGAUAUAUAUGCUAUCGACAAACAAACAGUCCAUGGUGAACCGUCUGUGCGACAUCGAGGCAUCUUCCUCAACGAUGAAGCUCCAGCAUUGACCGGCUGGGUCAGGGAACGGUUCGGAGGAUACAACUCAAAGUUCUACGUAACAGUCUUCGAGCUCCUCCUCAGACUCAAGGCCAACUUCUUAUGGCCAGCUAUGUGGCCUGGCUAUCCCAACCCCGGAGCAUCGUUCUUCACAGACGAUCCACUGAACCAGAAACUAGCUGAUGAAUACGGAAUCGUCAUCUCUACUUCACACCACGAGCCAAUGCAGCGUCUUUCAAACGAGUGGUUUGCGGAGAAUUCAGAUGGAAGCUGGAAUUGGUUGACCAACAAGCAGAAAAUCACCGAAUUCUUCGAACAUGGCGCUAGUCGAGCAAAAGAGUGCGACUCGUACUUUACUCUUGGUAUUAGGGGAGAAUAUGACAAGAAGAUGACCGCUGAAGAUCCUGCGGCUGUGGUUCAAGAUGCCAUUGAGACACAGCGACAGGUUAUCAAGAAAGUUUAUGGGCGUGAAGACGCUGUGCCUCAACUGUUUGCUAUCUACAAAGAGGUCCAAUCAAUGUUUGAGACUGGUCGGCUGAGUGUCCCGGAAGAUGUUACUUUACUGUUCCAGGAUGAUAACUUUGGCACGAUUCGCCGACUUCCUACGGCUGAAGAGUCAAAGCGAAAGGGUGGCGCUGGUGUGUAUUAUCAUCUUCAAUAUGUCGGAGAUCCUCGCAGUUACAAAUGGAUCAACACAAACUCGCUUGGGAAAGUCUGGCAUCAGCUACAACAGGCCUAUCAUCAUAACGCGAGACAAAUCUGGGUCUUUAACGUCGGCGACCUGAAGCCUCAAGAGAUCCCAAUUUCCUUCGCCAUGGCCUUGGCCUGGAACAUCGAUAGCAUCAAGCACGAUAGCUUACCAGACUUCUUCCGUCAAGCCGCCGAGCGAGAGUUUGGCAGUGAACUAGCAGAAGAAGUCGGUUCGAUCUGGCAUCGGCACGACCGACUGCUGGCUUUGAGAAAGCAUGAGCACAUCGAGCCAGAGACUUUCUCAAUUUUACAUUACAAGGAAGCUGAUUCUAUUUUGAACCGUUGGAAAGAGCUUCUUACACAUGCAGAAAAGGUGCAUAGUCGUAUCUCUGAGGAAGAAAAGGCAGCUUCGUUCCAGCUCAUUCUCCAUCCUACCAAGUCUUCAAAUAUCUACAACGCACUACGGAUUAGCCAAGCACGCAACAAGCUCUUUGCUCGACAGAGGCGAAACUCGGCUAACAAAAUCGCACAAGAUGUUUUGGACCUAUUCGACGCAGAUUUUGAUCUGUCGGAAGAAUACCAUAAUCUCCUCAAUGGGAAGUGGAAUCACAUUUUGAUGCAGCCACACUACGGAUACGAAGAUACUUGGCAUGCUCCCUCACGCGACAUGAUCGGUGGUCUCUGCUUUGUUCAGCGUCGUCAGAAUUCUAAUCCCAUUGUUGGGCAGAUGGGUGUUGCUGUCGAGGGCCAUGAAGGCGUGCGUGUUGGGCGGAUCAACGAAGAGUCUGAGCGGACACAUCCAAGUCGACGAGACUUAGUCCCUGGUCUGACGCUGGGAACUAUGAGUCGUUACGGUCCGGAGUACCGAUGGUUUGACAUUUUUACGAGAGGAGUUCCUACUAUCAACUGGACAGCUUCAGCUCCCCACUCCUGGGUUGUCCUUUCAGAGCAAUCGGGCGUGUUGGUACCAGGACAGGAUGAUGCCCGCAUUCAGAUUUCGAUUCUUUGGGAUCAGGUGCCUGAUGACUUUCAAGACGAGAUUCUCAUUGAUUUCCGAUCCAAAGAAGGAGAUUUUGAGCAAGUACAUCUGCCUAUCGAUGGUAGACGAGUUCCAGACUCAUUCAAAGGUCAUUUUGUGGAAAAUGAUGGCUGCGUUUCCAUUCCUGCAACUCAAUGUCAGGCCAAGCCUCCCUAUACGAUCCUUCCCGAUGCCGGAAGACUGGAGACUGGAAGUUUGACUCUCGCUCCGGGUACCAAGGUCGAUGGCUCCAUCUCUUACGUUCAGUAUCCUUUCUACCUCUUCACAAAAGCCGCGAAAGCUACAUUGGUGCUGUACUUUGGCACCACUCUAGACUUGUCCUCGGAAGACACCUUGGCCUACACCGUUCAACUCGACGAUGGUGAAAGCAAUACCUACCCGUUACAGAAGAGAACCCCCGAAAGUGAGAAGAAUGCUGCAGACAAGGGAUGGGCUUCGGCUGAUGGAUGGUUCUUCGCUGCGUCAGACAAUGUCUGGGUAAGGGAGCAUGAUCUAGUGGACUUGGAAGCUGGUGCGCAUACACUGGGUAUCAAGCUGGGACAUGCAAACAUGUUGUUGGAAAAGAUCGUGAUUGACUGUGGGGGAGUCUCAAACAGCUAUCUAGGACCACCUCCCGGUAUCAAACCAUGA
This is a messenger RNA of Fusarium sp. VM40, 2865 nucleotides long. The record is from the annotation of a GenBank genome assembly. Lineage: Eukaryota; Fungi; Ascomycota; Sordariomycetes; Hypocreales; Nectriaceae.